This is a messenger RNA of Telopea speciosissima, 2274 nucleotides long. Its product is annotated as putative pentatricopeptide repeat-containing protein At3g15130. Gene Ontology annotation, biological process: RNA modification. Gene Ontology annotation, molecular function: protein binding; RNA binding. The transcript has a single exon. The record is from RefSeq and is a predicted model, not a curated record. NCBI's taxonomy places the organism in Eukaryota, Viridiplantae, Streptophyta, Magnoliopsida, Proteales, Proteaceae. The coding region runs from base 97 to 1908 and encodes 603 amino acids.
GAGAUUGUUAUGACGGUCAAGAUUUCUUCGGCAACAAUUUCGUUUCUAACUGACUUAACGGUCAUGCCAAGCCAAGUAUGAGCAUUACAACUCUCCAUGCAAAUGCUCCGUUCAAAUACUCUUCGCGAGCUCUGCUCCGUUUCGUUUCGAAGAACUCUUAAUACGGCUUAUGCCUCGAAAACAUAUGAAAGCCUGGUCAUGGAAGAAGAGAAAUACUCUAAUUGGCUGAAGAGAUGUUCUGAUAUCUCUAGCUUAGAUACUGGGAAGGCAAUUCACGCUAAAUUUGUGAAAGAGUCUUUGCUUUCUUCCCUUUUCAUUUACAACCAUCUGCUUAAUAUGUAUGCAAAAUCCGGGGACCUGCAAACGGCCCUCAAAUUGUUCGAAGAAAUGCAUGAAAGGAAUGUUGUCUCAUGGUCGGCUAUCAUUGCAGGCCUUGUCCAACAUGGUUGUCCCAAUGAAGCUUUGUCUGUAUUCCAUCGGAUGUAUCGAUCUGGGUUUCGUCCCAAUGAGUACACCCUCGUGAGUGCACUCAAUGCAUGUUCCCUAUCGGAGAAUUCUUGUCAAGGUUACCAAAUUUACGCCAAGAUUGUUCAGUUAGGCUUUGAAUCGAAUGUGUUCUUGACAAAUUCGUUCCUAACAGCCCUUAUUCGGCAUGGUAAAUUGGUCGAGGCAGCAGAAUUUUUUGAGAAGUGCCCAGAAAGAGACAUUGUGUCUUGGAAUGCAAUGAUCGCCGGGUACUUGCAGUUAUCCUAUUCGGAAAUCCCGAGCUUCUGGUAUAGGAUGAAUCACGACGGUGUGAGACCUGAUAACUUCACGUUUGCUACUGUUCUGACAGGUUUGGCUUCUCUCUCUGAUCUUAAAAUGGGUUUGCAAGUCCAUGCACAGCUCAUUAAGUAUGGCCAUGGAAAUGAGAUUUGUGUUGGGAAUUCUUUAGUUGAUAUGUACUUGAAAAAUCGGAAUUUGAUUGAUGGUUCAAAAGUAUUUGAUGAAAUGCCUGAGAAAGAUGUGGUCUCAUGGACCCAAAUUGCUUCAGGAUGUUUACAAUGUGGUGCACCAAGGGAAGCACUCAGACUAAUUGAGGAGAUGAAGAAGAUGGGUGUUAAACCAAACAAAUUUACAUUGGCAACUGCACUUAAUGCUUGUGCCAAUUUGGCUUCCUUGGAGGAAGGGAAAAAAGCUCAUGGUUUAAGGAUUAAGCUAGGGAAGGACAUUGAUAUCUGCGUCGAUAAUGCACUUCUGGAUAUGUAUGCAAAAUGUGGAUGCGUGGAUGGUGCAUGGGUAGUGUUCCAAUUAAUGCAUGAUCGAUCAGUCGUUUCCUGGACAACAAUGAUCAUGGGGUUUGCACAAAAUGGUCAUGCCAAGGAAGCUUUAGAUGUUUUCAAUAGAAUGAGAGUAGAGCAUAUUGAACCAAACUAUAUUACUUUCAUAUGUGUAUUAUAUGCAUGUAGUCAAGGAAGGUUCAUUGUUGAAGGGUGGGAGUAUUUCCUCUCCAUGACACAUGAACAUGGAAUCACCCCUGGAGAAGAUCAUUAUGCCUGUAUGGUAGAUCUCCUUGGUCGAGCAGGACACAUCAAAGAGGCGGAGGCUUUAAUUCAAAGCAUGCCUUUUCAAGCAGGAGUCCUGGUGUGGCAGACACUGUUGGGUGCUUGUCGGGUUCAUGGGGAUAUGGAGACUGGAAAGCGAGCAGCAGCACAAGCACUUGCUCUGGAUAAAGAAGACCCUUCAACUUACGUAUUAUUAUCUAACAUAUUUGCCAAUACUAGCGAUUGGGACGGAGUAGGGGAAUUGAGAGAACUAAUGGAGGCUAGAGAUGUUAAGAAAAUGGCUGGUUCCAGUUGGAUUGAGUUAAUGGGAAAUUACCCAUUGGUUCAGUCACAGCAUGGCAGAACCCUUAAUAUGGAUGGUUAAGCAUAAACGUUGUCCUCUUCUAAUUGGCAGUUUUAAACAGCACCCCAUAUUUAAUCUCAUCAAGAUUUUGUUUCACUCUGUUGAUACCAAAUACAAGGUAGAACCUUGAGGAGCUUCAAACUGCAGCAGCAGCCUCAAAGGAAGCAGAAAAACUGAUGGAAACAGAAGUUGAGCCCUGAAGAGUGCAUUUUUUGCAGUACCCAAGCCUUAAGGGAAUCACCAAGAAGAAACUCGAAGUUCCAGAUUUGAUAGAUGUAAUAAGGUAUACCCAGAAGCAGAAUUAAGCCUUUACAUUUAUUGAUAUGGUUUUUCCGAUUUUAGCAUACAUCCCUAUGACCCUAUCAGAAUGACUACUUACCUAGUCUU